AUGUUUGAGAAGAGGGCCCUUUUGGAUGGAAAACGCGUGGUUACCAUAUACUGGCUGAACGACGUCUUAGAAAAAGGUCGUAUGACUCCUCCAGAUGAGAUUAUUCACCUACCUUCCCCAUUCUCUCAGGAAAUAACGUUUUCAUUUCUCAGAGCACAGACCAUUUCGGUAUCCGGCUUUGAAGGACGAGAACGUGCUAAGGUCAAACUUCUAAUUCUCCAAUUGGGGGCAAAAUUUGAUGAUUAUCUUGAACCUACCGAUACACUUCUGGUUUGCAAGAGGCCUGAGGGCAAGAAGUAUGAAAUGGCCCUCGUAUGGGAUAUUCCUUGCGUCAACGUGCGUUGGCUUCAAGAUAUUUAUUUGGGGGAUCUUCAAACCCUCUCAUUAGAUCUUUCUCACCGUUAUCUAUCGUUCGAGCCAGUAGACGUCACACUAACUUUGGACAAGUGCUCUCCUCGAGUGCAGGACUUAAUCUGGAUGGCAGAAGCCGAUUGUACUAAACCAGGAUUCCUGGACGGUAAAUUUACUUUUGCUCGAUCUAGUAUUUGA
Molecule: messenger RNA, 549 nt
Organism: Protopolystoma xenopodis
Lineage: Eukaryota; Metazoa; Platyhelminthes; Monogenea; Polystomatidea; Polystomatidae
Source: the annotation of a GenBank genome assembly